Chenopodium quinoa (quinoa) is the source of this 2314-nucleotide messenger RNA. RefSeq lists its product as uncharacterized. The coding region runs from base 734 to 2065 and encodes 443 amino acids. Lineage: Eukaryota; Viridiplantae; Streptophyta; Magnoliopsida; Caryophyllales; Amaranthaceae. The record is from RefSeq and is a predicted model, not a curated record. The transcript has 5 exons.
GGGAGGGAGGGGGGAGAAGGAGUGGUGGCAGGGGAAGGUGGUGGUGGUGGAAAGGGAUUUCUGAUUUUUUUUUUAAUAAUUAAAAAAAUAAUUAACCUAUUAAUAGCACUUACAAAAAUUCGGUCAUCAACAGGUAAUAGACCUCUAUUGGAGAAGUAGGGGUAUAAAGGUUGGAUUUUUAAGGAAUAAAUUGAAGGUUGGAUUUUGUGAGGAAAAACUGCGAAAGGUUGAAUUUUUCUUUUCCAUUUUCCCAAUAAAGUUUGUGUUUGAAAAUAACCCAACGAAUCAAAUCUAAUUCACUUCUUCAAAAACCCUCCUUUCCUCUUUCUGGGUUCCUUCCUUCUUCUUCCUCUUCAUCUUUUAAUAAACAAUUUUAUAUUUUUUUGAUCAGUUCAACAAACAAUUUCAAGGUUUGAUUUUUAUGGAUUUUUACAGCUUCAGAUGUUCGUCAGCUUCUUCCAUUGCUUCCCAGCCGUCCGAUCCUUCCAUCUUCAACGCUUCUGAUUUCAACAAUUCUCUUUCUUCCAGAUUUACCCCUUGGUUUCGUUACCUCCAGUUUAGUUCUCCGAAAUAGUAUUUUCCGGUGAUUAUUUGACGUCCUUUAGGUUUUUAUUGUUGUAGAAAGCGGAGACUUAUCAGAGGCGCUAUUUAUUUCAAGGGUAUUAUUUAGUUUGUGGAGGGAAAAUCAGCUCCCGGAUAGAUCCUUGCUACUUGGUUUGAGAGUUUGACUGAUAUGAUUGCGAGCAAGGGUGAUCCGAAGAUGUCUCAGAGACGUGGGAAGACUUCUGGUUGGGCUGCUUUUGACCAGCAGCAAAGGAAGAACGACAAUCCUGAUGACCGGCCUAGUAAUGAGGCGUUUCCUUCACUUUCUGGUACAGUUCAACCUGAAAAAACAUUUUCAAGAAACGAGCAACGCCAAGUGAAAUCAUUCUCAUCAGUUAUACUGCCUUCACUAGAUUUUCCAGCUCCUUUAAAAGAAGACUUGAAUGGCAAGUCUUCUGGAAUUAAUAGCUCUGUAGGGCCUCAGAUCAGUCAGAUUUCUCUGAACAACAAUAACGAUUUGGUCUCUAGACAGCUUAAAGAGCUAUUCGACUGGGCUGAUGAUAGUUUGAUUAAGGAUAUAAUUGCUGCUGCAGAUGGUGACUUUGACAAAGCGUCAUCCUUUUUGAAAGCCAUGGUUUAUGACCAGAGUUCACCGGAACAUGAGAAUGUUGUAAUGAAAAGUUCUAGCUUUAGUAAUAUGGAACCAGUGACCAAUGGAAAAUUGAUACCUGCAAAAAGAGAUGCUUCCUUGAAACAUAUGUCUGAAUCUGCCACGACGUGGUCUGUUCUGAAGCCAUGUGUUGGUAAUAACUUCGAAAAUGUGACGAAUGAUAUUACUCUUUCUGCUGGAAAGCUAUUUGAUGAUUGUAUGGAAUCCAAUGCAAUGCUGGGUCAGUUGACAUCUGUGCCUGUUGAGCCUGAGUGGGAAGAGGAUGAUGUGUACUUAAGCAGCCGUAAAGAUGCAAUAAAGAUGAUGAGGGCUGCUGCACGUCAUUCCAAGGCAGCAACUAACUCGUUUUUAAGAGGUGAUCACAUCUCUGCCCAACAGUUCUCUCUAAAAGCGCGGGAGGAAUGGGAAGCUACACAAAGUCUAAACGCAAAGGCUGCUUGUGAUAUUUUGAGCAUACGAAAUGAGAAUAAUGGAAUCUGGAGGCUGGACUUGCAUGGUCUUCAUGCGUCAGAAGCAGUCCAAGCAGUGAAGGAACGCCUGCAUAUGAUUGAGACCCAAAUGCUGUCUGAGGGUUCAAGGUCCUCAGAACUUCCAAACAGAUUCAGGACCAAAACGGAAGAAUGGUGUGCUUCAUAUCCUGAUGGCUGCAAUAAUUUGGAAAAGCCAGACAAUCGUGCAUUAAAUAGGCUGAAGCCAAUAUGGUUGGAAAUCAUAACAGGCAUAGGAAAUCAUAGCCGGGGUGGGGCUGCACUUCCAACCGCCGUGAGGACCUUCCUUGCUGACAAUGGGUAUCGAUUUGAUGAAGCAAGGCCAGGAGCAAUUAUGGUCCGACCUAAAUUCCGUCUCAGUUAAAGGGUCCUCUAUCUUACAACAGCCUCCUAAAUGAUUGCAGUGUUCCAAUAAACACCUUCAUUCAUGUCAGUUACUUGGAUUCAGUGACAUGGCAUACUAGUAUUUUAAAUUUUUUAUACCUGAAAAUUCUGUUUUGUUUGUAAGUUAGUUAGGCUAAUUUAUAUGUGUUCCCCCUCAUAAUGUAAAAGCUAAUUUGUAUAUUCCUUAUUCUUUUGAUAAUUUGAGUUUCUAGUUCAUUCUUCAAUUCAA